AAACUACUGAAACGUGUGUCCUUCUCUAUUUCAAAAUGUCCUUCAUAAAAUAUGCUCCAGAAUGUCAUUUUUCAUACCAAAACUUGCCUUAUGGCGUAUUUUCAACUGCUGCAAAUGAUACGAGAAGAAUUGGAGUUGCUAUUGGUGACCAGAUCUUAGAUUUAUCAGUAGUAAAGCAUUUAUUUACGGGUCCUAUCCUUGCCAAGAAUCAACAUGUAUUUGAAAAGUCCCUACUUAAUGAUUUUAUGGAUAUGGGAAGAUCAGCCUGGAAGGAAGCCAGACAAACUCUCCAGAAAAUUCUCUCAGAGGCUGAAGGUGUAUUGCGAGAUGACGCCAACCUUAGAAAGAGUGCCUUUGUGAACCAGUCUGAAGCUACUAUGCAUCUUCCAGUGAGAAUUGGUGACUAUACAGACUUCUACUCAUCUAAAAACCAUGCCUUUAAUGUAGGCAGCAUGUUCCGAGGCCCAGAAAACGCCCUCAUGCCAAACUGGACACAUAUGCCAGUUGGUUACCAUGGUAGAUCAUCUUCAGUAGUAGUAUCAGGAACUCCAAUCAGACGUCCUAAUGGACAGACAAGACCAGAUGAUACCAAGCCUCCAGUAUUUGGUCCCUGUAAACUGAUGGAUAUUGAACUAGAGAUGGCGUUUAUUUGUGGCAGUCGGUCAACUCAUGGUGACCCUAUUCCUAUUUCUAAAACUGAAGAUCAUAUUUUCGGUAUGGUACUCAUGAACGACUGGAGUGCUCGCGACAUCCAGAAGUGGGAAUAUGUUCCUUUGGGACCAUUUUUAGGCAAGAAUCUAGGAACUACUAUAUCUCCGUGGAUAGUGAGCAUGGAAGCUUUAGAACCAUUUAAACUGCCCAAUACUCUACAAGACCCUACACCUCUAUCAUACCUACAACACAAUGACUCUUACAACUUUAAUAUUAAUCUAGAAGUUUCUUUAAAAUGUGAAGAACUCCCCAAUCCUGCCACAAUCAUAAAGAGUAACUUUAAGUACCAGUAUUGGACAAUGAAACAACAACUUGCUCAUCACACUGUAACUGGUUGUAAUAUUAACAGUGGCGAUUUGAUGGGCUCUGGAACCAUUAGUGGAGAGACAGAAGAUUCAUUUGGUAGUAUGUUAGAACUGUGUUGGGCUGGGAAGAAGACUACUGACCUGGGAAAUGGGGUCACAAGGAAAUUCCUUAAAGACGGAGACGAAGUAAACAUUACUGGUUUCUGUGCUGGAGAUGGAUAUGUGGUUGGUUUUGGAGAAUGUACAGGCAAGAUCCUGCCUGCUCAUCAGAUGUAAACCUUACUAUUAUUAGAUUUAACUCAAGUGCAUUGUUGAACAUAUUCAGCCAUAAAACAAAGAUUGAAUUAAAGUUUUCAAUGACUUCCCUUCCUUCCUCCUGAUACCGCUAUACAACUGGGCAAGUCAACUCUCUGAAGAUGGAAUUCAUUGAAAGCUUGAAGUUCAGAUCUUUGCCAGCCUUAAUUUAGGAGCAGCUAUCAUUUUAUAUUGGUUGUGAGAAAUGAGAAAUAUUUCGUUUCUUUUUUUAUUAUUGAAUUAUCUAACAAAUUAGUCUGUUUUGUGCAAGUGGUUGUUUUUGUUGUUUUUGUAUUAAAGAGUAUUAAAGAGGUGUUCUAGCUAUGGUAUGUGUAUCAUGCUAGUUUUUUAAAUGCAGCGAUUUGAUUGGAUUAUCCGCUAUCAAAUACAACCAAUCAUAGUCCUGGACAGAAAGUCUGUGAACACAAAGCCAUAAUGUUGUCAGACAACUUCUAUCUAGGGCUCUGAUUGGCUAUAUUCGCUAGCAUACAAUCCAAUCAAAUCACUGCAUGUUUUCGAUACAAGAAUAGUGGCUAUUGCAGUCAAGGUAUCAAUAGGAAUUCCGUAAUAGCAUGACAUUGUAAAGAUGUGGGAUCCCUGAUACACAUACAGAGGCUAGAAAACUUUUUCAGUUUGUUUUGUCUUCUAU
Molecule: messenger RNA, 1959 nt
Organism: Lottia gigantea (owl limpet)
Lineage: Eukaryota; Metazoa; Mollusca; Gastropoda; Lottiidae
Exons: 11
Coding region: 36-1292 (418 amino acids)
Biological process (GO): L-tyrosine catabolic process; L-phenylalanine catabolic process; homogentisate catabolic process
Molecular function (GO): fumarylacetoacetase activity
Source: RefSeq, a predicted model, not a curated record